AUGGUUUCUAGAUUAGAAAAAGGCAGUGUAAAGACAUUCGGUUCUUCAAAGCAUUCUGUGCGCAAUGAACCAUUCUACAUAAAAGAAACUAACAUCAAAAUCAAAAUAGUAAUAGAAUGUUGUGAAAAUAUAAAGCCUUUUUUUGAAUUCUCCGAUAUUCAAGUAAAAUGCCUUUUUGGAGAAGAGGAAAUCGGACAAUCCCGGCCAUUUCCCAUAACUGAUGCAAAAAUCAUUAAAAUGGAUUACCCUUUUGAGUUCCAACUGAAAAAGAAAGCCAAAGAUUUUGACAGCUUGGCUACCUAUCCAAUAUUUUUAAUGUUCGACCAAAUAGAGGCUACUUACGACCACAAAGUAUAUCCUCAGUUGCAGCUGAACAAAGAAAUUAAAAAGUUGACGCCAGUUAAAUCAUUUGAUAGCGUUGUAAGCUUAUAUGAGGCCUUGUCAAGAACAACUAGCCAGGAUGAACUGGACCAAAAAAAGAAAAUCGUGGGACCAUCGAAAAGUAACACUUUCAAAAACAAAGAGAAAGCAGAGAAAGCAGAGAAAGCACCGUUAAAAACGAGAAAAGAAUCAAAGUCUUCUCUAACGAAAGUCUUACUACCCUCCGUAACAAGAAGUGGCGCUUCAUUGGAAAGUGGUAGUUACAAUAUUCAAAGAUUCGCAGCAUUCGAUCCAAUAUCAUUUGGAAUGUGCACAAUAGAUCUAGUACCAUUAUUAUUAGGGUCUACCAAAGUCACACAAUGUCAACUAAUUAGGCCGAUAACUGAGUAUAUGGACGAAAAAAUGAACUCGUACAAAUCUCAUCCGAGAGUCACUGUAACGGUGUCGACUAGCGAAGACUUGGAUCUGAAGGAUAUUACUUUUUUGAACUUUACUAUCGAGACGAUUUACAAUAUACCUCAGCAUUUCAUAAAACCCAAUUUCGACUACAAAUUUUGCUGCGUGUUGCCGUCCAUAAAUGAGCAUAAAAUCCCGAUGGUAUUCACGAAUCCAGUAUUUACGAAUCAAACGGUCAAUAAUAUAAGUAAAUGUUGGCCGGGAAUUCAGAGAUUAGGCAAUGAUACAAACACAACUCAAUACAGAACUUCUGAAGAUUUGAAAGACAUCGUUGUAAAAUUUGACAACAAAGUCGAACAGUACAUAACUGGAGAAAGUCUCAGAAUACAAUUCGUAAUGAUAAAAAGACACCUAAUGUCGAAGGAUUCGAUUUGCGAUUUAACAGUGCACGUAAAGAAAUAUCGAAAAAUUGCAUUGGAAUUUUUAAUCUCCCCGAAAGGUCUCACUACCGAAGCGACAACUACUAAAAUCUUACAAAGCUCUAAAAAAUCAAUGUUGAGCACACAAUUCUUCCAUUACAUGGCUCUUAUAGACGUUUCCUCGUUAUUGUAUCCAGGUGUUAUGAAACUGCGAGUUGCUACCCAGUUGCAAACGUUCAAUUUGGAAAAGGCUUUCAAAGAGGCCGGAUUAGAGGAAUCGUUCUUUAUGCAAGAUAUGAAGAUUACGCAUGCGAGAUCGAGCAGACUCAACGAAAUUGAAAAACCAGGGAAAGACGACAAAGAGGCCAGCAUGAAGAAUAAAGCGCCUGCUGCCCCUAAGCCUGAUGAAAACGAUGACGACGAUUUCCUUUAUGAUGACGAAGAACGUCCCUGUUUCGUCGUGGUAGAAUUGGAAUUGACGCAUCCUCUAAUACCAAAGCGAGAAAUUGAAGAUUUGAAAGCUAGUCUCGCCGAAAUAAUUAAAUCGAAACACGAACUACCUCCAGAUUUGCCCAAAGUCGUUUUAACGUCCUGCAUCACGGUCGAUUAUUUCAAAGAACUAAUCAACGGAAUGGUAAACGAUUUAAACAACAAAUACAUGUUGUAUAUAGAGGAAAAUAACAUGUACCCCAAAGGCAUGGAUCGAAACGGAAGUUUCGUCGACUAUUUAAAGAAGAAAGGUAUUUAUGAAUCGUACAUAAAUUCGAUGUCGAAAGUGAUAACGAUGUUAAUGGGCAACAAAUUUCACCUGGAAGACUCCCAAGCGACCGUCCAGUACCAGAAACUUAUCGGUGAUCUAUUCGUGUUUUUGAUAUCCGAAAUGAACGGAACAGUUAAUAAGUUAAUAUGCCAUGGAAUGGAUCCCGUCACUGAUAUAAAACGUGUCGAAAAUAAUUUAUUUUUUGCCAAAGAAGCUCUAGAAACCAAUCGAAUAGAAAUAGCAGAUAGAUAUUUGUUAGAGAAUUUGUGUUACGACAGAGAAAAUUUGGAAUAUUGGUUCCAUUACGGCUUAUUUCUGCUUCAAACGGACCAAGAGGAUAAAGCAUUCGAAUGCUUCAGAGAAGCCUUAUCGAAGAACCAAAACCACAAAUAUUGCAUUCUGCUGGUAGCGGCUCAUUUGUGCAAGAAAAACCAGCUCGAAGAGGCCGAAAGUUGUUUGCUGGUGUUGAUGAAUAAAGCAUUCUCCUGGCUCGAAGGAUGGGGCGUCCUCUACUUGUUCUAUUACAAGACGAACAAUUUCGAGGGAAUGGAUAUGGCCAUGAAAAACGCAAAAAAGUACUUCACGGCAAAUUUAUCUAAACAAGACGCGUUCAUGGAAAGCGACGAAUUAAUUUGGACCCCCGCCAUUAUUCCCAACACUAUUUUCUUUCGUACAGCUGUCUUAUUAUUAAAGUGCAGGUUAUACGAGUGGUGCGAACUGGCCUUGUCGCAGGAAGUAAACAAUACAUCAGGUCUAGUCCAUUAUCUAUUGUCUGUGAUAAGCUACUAUAAGAAAUCUUACGAUCAUGCCUUGGAUCACAUCGAUGAGACUAAGAGAGUAUACGGGCCGGACUACGCCGUGGCCAGUUUGGCUGGACACUGUUACUUGGCCCUGGACAAGAAGGAGGAGGCGAAACAGCAAUACUAUUGGGCGAUGGAAUUCUUCAAUCGACCGGACAGCAUGCAUUUGGUUAGCAUACAAUUGGCCAUCAUCUUGAAUGAUUUCGGUAACGAUCAGGAGGCGAGAAAAUUAGCUUUGUUGGCCUGCAAAUACAGUCCUACGCCCUACACUUGGUUGCUGGCCGGAAAAUAUUACCUUUUGCAAAAUGAUUUGGUGAGCGCGGAAGAAUGUUUGUGCGAAGGAAAUGCAAUGGAUAACAGAUAUGCGGAAAUAUGGGGCUACUUGUCGUUGGUGAAUGCAAAAAUGAGGAGGGCGGAUGAAGCGGAAAUUUGCUUCAAACAGGCUAUAAGGAAUAAUUUGGUUGAUCAAAAAUUGAAGGUAAAUAUAAUUAACGAAUUGAGUAAUUUCGGCAGGGAAGAUUUUUUACAUGUUUAUUAG
Molecule: messenger RNA, 3294 nt
Organism: Phyllotreta striolata
Lineage: Eukaryota; Metazoa; Arthropoda; Insecta; Coleoptera; Chrysomelidae
Source: the annotation of a GenBank genome assembly